AUGGUCAAAUUGGGGAUUGAUACCUAUGAAGAAAUGGUCAACAUGAGUGUGCUCAAUGGCGGAUACACACCUCAAGGUUAUGUUACUGGCAUUAGUCUAAUGCACCAGUCGGGUACAGGCGGCGGGCCAAAGUAUGGAUUUCCAUCGCAGAUGCCGCUGACAAAUAUUGAUGGAGAUGUCAAUAUACUGGACAACCAAACAUACUGGCAGAAUCGAGUUGGCGAAGAUGUGGCACAAGUGGGAUAUUUUCGUACAGAGCUUGAGUCUGGUGUGGGGAUUGAACUCUCAGCUUCGCGACACGCAGGACUAUACCAUUACACGUAUCCUUUGUCGUCGGAGAAGCACGUACUCGUAGACCUCUCACACUAUCUUCCCCAUCUGACGCGCACAUGGGAUACACAAUUCUACACAGGUGGUGAAGUCGAAAUUCAGCCAAACUCCAGCACCUACACCGGAUACACUUCAAUUGCAGGUGGAUGGAAUAUUGGUGCGCCAGUUACCGUGUAUGUGUGCGGUGAGUUUGAUAGUUUGCCUGACGAGGCACGAGCCUUCAAAGGGAAGAAUACAUUCCCCGCUAGUCGGUACUUCCGAUCGUUCAACAAUGCUACGACACCUCGACCUACGUAUACUGGGUCGACAGCCCGUUCGGGACCGAUGAACGACCGCGUCGGAGCAGUCUUCACCUGGAGUAACGCAACUGAGAUCAAGUCGCGAGUAGGCAUCUCCUUCAAGUCGGUGGACAAAGCAUGUGCAUACAAGAACUCUGAGCUCUCUUCAUGGUCGAUCGAAGAUACCGCCCAGGCAACGCGUGACGAGUGGAACCGUGACGUCUUUUCCAAAAUUCGUGUCGAUACUUCAGAGUCGGCGAAUAAGACUAGGCUGGCGUUGCUAUACUCUAGUCUGUACUUCAUGCACCUCAUACCAAGUGAGCGUGUUGGCGAAAACCCGCUAUGGGAAUCGGAUGAGCCAUCUUGGGAUGAUUUUUACACCAUGUGGGAUCUCUUCAGAAACCAGGUCUCGUUAUGGCAUCUGAUUCAGCCGAGCUACUACGAGUCCAUGAUCCGAUCUCUGAUUGACAUGUUCAAACAAGAGGGUUAUCUUCCAGAUGGCCGAUCUGGCAACUACAACGGUCUAGUACAGGGAGGAUCGAAUGCGGACAACGUUCUCGCGGACGCUUACGUGAAGGGUCUGACGGGUAUGAUCAAUUGGACGGAGGGGUAUGCCGCAGUCAAGAAAGACGCUGAUGUCCUGCCGUUCUUCGACGAGAACCCUGUCGACAUGCAAGGCUCGCUCAAGGAAGGUCGCGGAGCACUAGAUGACUGGAUACCACUCGGCUACGUUUCAGCUGAUCGCAACACGCGAGCAGUCUCGAAGACGGUAGAGUACUCCCUUAACGACUUUGCCGUCAGCCAGAUUGCCGCUGGUGAAGCACCUGGCGAUCGAGAUCUCUAUCUUCGCCGGUCAGCGGGUUGGCAACUGAGCUGGGAUCCUGAGUCCUCGAGUCGUAACUUUACGGGAUUCGUCAUGCCACGAUACGCAAACGGAACUUUCCACAAGACGUACGACAUUACUGAUUGUGGCAGCUGUAAUUGGGACGACGAAAGCUAUGAAGGCACCGCCUUUGAAUAUUCUUUUGUGAUUCCCCACGAUAUGUCGCGUGUUAUCACGCUGAUGGGUGGUCCUUCGCACUUUGAAAAACGUCUCGACUAUGUAUUCCAGCCGAAUACGUCUGGUGUGGAUCUAGGCGUGAAUGGCCUCGGUAUUACAACGAUCAACAACAUCGCAAACGAACCGGAUUUCCAAACACCCUACCUCUACAACUACCUCAACAAGCAAUGGAAGAGUGUUGAGCGAAGCCGGCAGCUUGCUAAUGACUUCUACUUCAAUACGACCAAUGGCAUCCCUGGGAACAGCGAUGCAGGCGCCCUGAACUGCUGGCUCAUAUGGCAGAUGCUCGGAUUGUAUCCUGUUGUGACUACUCCUGUCUAUCUUCUAGAGAGUCCAUGGUUCUCCGACAUCAACAUGACAGUCAACCAUGACAAGACGCUGCGGAUCAGGGCUGAGGGCCUAGACGAUGGAGAUGGAAGACAAGGAUAUUACGUUCAGGGAGUAAGUAUCAACGGGCAGGAGUGGAGCAAGAACUGGUUCGAGCAUGAAGACGCCGGCGGUAUCAUGACGGAGGGUGGUGAGAUUGUGUUCAGGCUUGGAGAGCAACAAGUUGUGUGGGAGUCUGGUGAUGUACCGCCCAGUCCAGGACAUCAGGUGGUUGACGUCGGAGAGGGCGCACAAUUCUCCUAG
This is a messenger RNA of Alternaria arborescens, 2298 nucleotides long. RefSeq lists its product as hypothetical. Lineage: Eukaryota; Fungi; Ascomycota; Dothideomycetes; Pleosporales; Pleosporaceae. The record is from RefSeq and is a predicted model, not a curated record. Gene Ontology annotation, biological process: glycoprotein catabolic process; protein deglycosylation; protein quality control for misfolded or incompletely synthesized proteins. Gene Ontology annotation, cellular component: cytosol; nucleus. The transcript has 4 exons. Gene Ontology annotation, molecular function: carbohydrate binding; peptide-N4-(N-acetyl-beta-glucosaminyl)asparagine amidase activity. The coding region runs from base 1 to 2298 and encodes 765 amino acids.